AUGACAGAUCAAAAAGAUAGAUGGUCUGCCAACGCAUACCAACACUCGGCUUCUUUUGUUCCCAAGCUUGCGACAAAAGUUAUUUCGUGGUUAGACUUGCAGAAGGAUGAUAUUCUCCUCGACAUCGGCUGUGGUGAUGGCAUAUUGAAUGCCGAAUUUGCCAAGAUCCUUUCGCAGGGGAACGGCUCAAUGCAUGGUAUCGAUAGCUCGGCAUCAAUGAUCAAGGCUUCCCAAGAACUGUGCAAGGAUAAUCAGAAUUCCACAUUCGAAGUUCUGGACGCUACGCAACUUAUCUCAAAACCAGAGCUUCAGAAAGGCAGCUUCACCAAAGUCUUUUCCAAUGCAGCUAUGCACUGGAUUCUACGUCCCGAAGAGACUCGCGCCCAGUUCUUCGACGGGGUAUAUGCUUCACUGGCUCCUGGCGGCACCUUCGUCUUCGAGAUGGGUGGCUUUGGCAACGUUUCGGAGAUGCGCGCUGCAAUCCUAAGCUCCAUAGCUCGACGAGUGGGUAUGGAGAAAGCUCUCGCAGCAGACCCCUGGUUCUUCCCUGAUGAAACAUGGAUCACGAGUGCCCUUGAAGCAGCGGGUUUCAAGGUUGAGCGAGCAGAGCGCGAGUGGCGGCCAACUCCAGCCGACAAGGGGGGCGUUGAGGGUUGGACCAGGCUGAUGGCAAGUCAAUUGCUGGAUGCCGUCACUGAUGAAAAGGAACGAGAAGAGGCAGCAAAGGAAUGUGUUGAUGUGCUUCGUGAAGUGUGUCGUAACCCUGGUGGUGGAGAAACAAUACACUAUGUCAGAUUGAGGGCUAUAGCUCAUAAGCCCGCGUAG
Molecule: messenger RNA, 825 nt
Organism: Fusarium coffeatum
Lineage: Eukaryota; Fungi; Ascomycota; Sordariomycetes; Hypocreales; Nectriaceae
Exons: 4
Coding region: 1-825 (274 amino acids)
Source: RefSeq, a predicted model, not a curated record